Molecule: messenger RNA, 1527 nt
Organism: Exophiala spinifera
Lineage: Eukaryota; Fungi; Ascomycota; Eurotiomycetes; Chaetothyriales; Herpotrichiellaceae
Exons: 4
Coding region: 1-1527 (508 amino acids)
Biological process (GO): antibiotic biosynthetic process
Molecular function (GO): 3-dehydroquinate synthase activity
Source: RefSeq, a predicted model, not a curated record
AUGUCUGAUCUCAAAGCAUCUGUCGCUGAGACCCCGGCCGGUUUCCAUAUUGAGGGUUACGAGAAGAUCGAGUACGACUUUACGUUCAUCGAUGGAGUUUUCGAUGCCCGGAACCGAGAUCUUGCUGAUUGUUACCAACGAUGGGGACGCUGCCUGGCCGUCAUGGAUUCCAACAUCUUCGAUGUCUAUGGCGAGCAGAUGCAAAGAUACUUCGAUCAUUACAAGAUCGAUCUCGACAUCCAUAAGACCAUGAUUGGUGAGAAGGCCAAAUCCAUCGACACUUUCCUCAGCAUUGUCGAUUCCAUGAACAAAUUCGGUGUCUUCAGAAAGGAACCUGUACUCGUCAUCGGCGGUGGAUUAGUUACUGAUGUUGCUGGUUUUGCCUGUGCGGCAUACCGCAGAAACACGAAUUACAUUCGUAUUCCGACCACCGUCAUUGGUCUGAUCGACGCAUCGGUCUCAAUCAAGGUUGCUGUCAAUUACGGAAACUACAAGAAUAGGCUGGGAGCCUAUCAUGCUCCUAUGCACACGUUCCUCGAUUUUGGCUUCCUGCGCACCUUGCCAGAAGCGCAAAUCCGGAAUGGGUUCGCCGAACUGAUCAAGAUUUCCACAUGCGCUCAUCUUCCGACCUUUGACUUACUCGACAAAUACUGUGAGCAACUCAUCAAGACUGGCUUCGGACGCACUGAUGGCGCUCCUGAAGAAGUACGAAAAGCUGCCGAUACAAUCAAUCGUGCUGGUAUCCAUGAGAUGCUGAAGCUCGAAACGCCGAACCUCCAUGAAAUUGGACUCGAUCGUGUCAUCGCCUAUGGGCAUACAUGGUCACCCCUCCACGAGCUGGUACCAGACGUACCUCUUCGGCAUGGCCAUGCAAUUUCCAUUGACAUGGCAUAUUCUGCAACUUUGGCAAAUCUGCGCGGGCUGUUGAGUGACGAGGAUCAUAGUCGACUUCUGUCUCUAUUCUCUAGGGCAGGUCUAUCUAUGGACCACCACCAAUUCGACGAGGAGAUUCUCGACAAGGGUACCAAGGCCAUCCUGAAGACACGUGAUGGUCUGCUCCGUGCGGCGGUGCCUAGCCCCCUUGGAAAAUGUGUUUUCCUAAAUGACGUCUCCAUGGACGAGAUGUAUGCUGCCCUGAAAAAGCACAAGUCUCUAAUGAAGAACUUCCCAAGGAACGGCGAAGGUCUCGAGGCUUUCGUUGACGCCAGUGACACCGGCUAUACAGUCAACAACCAACCUGCUGAAAGCAGUACAAUGUCAAACGGACAGAAGAAGCUAAACGUUCUGAACGAUGAUUCUCAUGUUAACGGACAUCAGAAUGCAGAUGGCAAGAUGACCAAUGGUGUCUUUAAGGCUAGUAAGCACGCAACUACUGACGAAAAGCCUACUGGGUUUCUCCAUGGGGCUAAGGACGUUGCUACAAAUGGCCUGGCAAGCGGAAGGCCAAAUGGUUUGAAUGGUCAUACCAACGGUAUGCACUUGAACGGCAACCACAUCAAUGCUUCUCGCGUCAACGGGGUCCAUUAA